Messenger RNA from Parathielavia appendiculata, 2607 nucleotides. RefSeq lists its product as uncharacterized. The transcript is spliced from 10 exons. The record is from RefSeq and is a predicted model, not a curated record. Bases 1 to 2607 code for a protein of 868 amino acids. NCBI's taxonomy places the organism in Eukaryota, Fungi, Ascomycota, Sordariomycetes, Sordariales, Chaetomiaceae.
AUGUGCAAUCUGCCUGCAGUCAAACGCCAACAUCUGCUCGCUGAGUUUGCCGGUCUCAAACAAGCCUGUCCUCAUGGCAUCUAUGUCAGCCUCACACCAGGCGACCCAGCCCUCUGGUCGGGCAUCAUCUUCGUGCGGAAAGGCCCCUACGCCUCGGCAAUCCUGCGCUUCAACAUCUCGUUCCCGGACACGUACCCGACCCUGCCGCCGCUCGUGACCUUCUCCACGGACAUGUUCCAUCCGCUCAUCACGCCGCUGACCACCUACAUGUAUUCGACCGAUGUGCAGGACGGCGGCACGGCCAGCGCGAAUGACGAGGAGAGGCUGCCGCCCGGCGGGUUCAGUUUGCGGCAUGGUUUCGCGGGCUGGUUUGGGCGUCGGAGCAGAGCGUGGGAGCAGAGGAGCGCGGCGACGAGGGGCGGGAAUCGCGGUGGUCAUGGUGGCGGUAGUGGUGGCAGUGUUGGGGAGGUGACAACGCCGACGAGGGCUGUGGCUACCGCGACGGGCACUGCGCCUGGCUCGGCGGCAUUGGCUGCGUCAUCUUCUGCUUCGGUGCCGGGGUAUGCGCGGACGGGCGCGAGAGAGGUGUCGACGUACGAGGUGCUGCGCUAUAUCCGGAGCACGUUUGACGAUGAGGACGUGUUGGACUCGGUGCCGCUUGAGGCGGCGGGGAAUCCGGGCGCGUGGCACGCUUGGCGGACGCACCGGAGGCAGAUUGCAGGAAAGCCAUUUCCCAGUGGAGGCAGUGAUGCCGCGGCGGAGGGGAAGACUCGGCCGGAGGCUGACGCCGCUGCCGGUGUUACGACGAGACGCCCCGAGGAGUGGAACUGGGAAGGUGUCUGGGAGGAACGAGUAAAGAGAGGGAUCGCGGCGAGCCAGUCGGAGGGCGUGUUGUUUGGGAAUUUCGGGACUGCUGAUGAUGUGAUCAACUUCCUUAGCAUGCAAGACGCGGAAGUUGAAGGUGUCAAAUCUAGGCUACUCCAGACGCUUGGCGCAGCCGCCUUAUACCCUUUUGAAUACCGACUACUUCACCUUCGCACAGACUCCUUCGGCAGUACAGAGUGUUUGAUUUCGACCCCGCUUACCCUAUCACGAACCGGUUUCAUGAAUAGUUUCAAAAACCCCUUCUUGGCGGGCUAUGGGGCAUCCCGGACGGUGGCAGCUUGCGCUCAAUCCGACAACGGCGAUGUGCCGAGACCGUUGCAUGUCACAAAACGCUCAGCUCUAGAAGGCGGCGACCGGAUUGCCCGGCAUGCUCGUGGCUGCAGCCCUGCAAGCGAUCAGUCGGACGCCACUAUGGACAGCCCCCCGGGACCACCCGGUGGCUGCCGACCCCUGACGCUUCCGAAGAGGAGGGGAGGUCGGGGCGGCCGUAUCCCGUAUGGUUCGCCACCACAUCGAAAGUCCAAUCCAUGCGUGCUCGCUCCCAGUAUUGUCGUGACACCCGAGUAUAGAGUUGUUGAUGAGGGUGUUGCCACCGUUUGGGCUGCUGUAGAACUCUCUACCCAGGUGUGCCUGGUCGACUCUGAUGGGUGGACCCUCCAUCCAGGAACCCGACUCCUCUUUGUCACCCACAUCCGCCUUCAGCCAGCCGCUCGUCGUCUGGGGCACAGCCAUGUCCGUCAGAAUUCAGACAAGUUGAUCGAGGACCUAGAACACCAACUCGGCGGUACGGUAACGGAAUAUGUCCAGGUUCGCCUUACAUACCGUCACUCUGGAUUCCCGCAGAGUCACCUGCAGACCCCAGUGGCAGCACAGACCACGGCGCCUGAUGGCCUGUCAAGUUUUCAUACCGUCCUCCAAACCACCGCCGUCGCAACCAUCAAACGACGCAACGCUGCCUCGCCAUGGUCGCCGCCUCCCAUUAUCCAACGCCCAAACCCUCUCUUCCAGGUCAUCGCCUCCCACUGGGGAUCUGAGAACGCGCAUGCCGUGAUGCAGCGUGCCAUCCGCUCCCAAUCCGUCGCAUCCGAGACGGACGCAGCGCCUUCUUCUCUCAGUCUUAUCAGGCAUCCUCCAGUCCUCGACUUCCUGUCAUUCCUGGCUGGCUCUAAACAGCAAGCAAAAGACGACGACGUGCUCGCGAGGGAGGCGCACAUGCGUCCCUUGGAGACAGGACAGGAAUACAAAUCAAAAACCCCGUCACCGCAUGCACGCCCGGCGCCGUCUAUCCCUCGACGUCAAGCCAGCUUGCGGUGCGUGGCGGCUCCACUAGCGGCUGGCCAGCGCCAGUCGGAAGAGAACGAUGCCCUUUCAACUUUGCAGGGGACGACCGUCCGGCGAAAGCGCUACCGCAGUAUCAGGAGGGCCGCCUCCUUCUUCCAGCAGGCAUCCUCGUCCCCAAGCGGGCCGCCGCCGUCGUCGUCGUCGUCGUCAUCGCCGCCGCUGCCAACUUUGAAGCCAAUGCGGAGGGGCAGCAGCAAAGACAGGCCGGGAGCUGAUGCCCAGAGUUGUUGUCCUUCCCUCGCAGCGGCCGGGGCUGAGACGGAGAAGCAGCGGGGGGAGCUGGCUGCCGGCGUGGCCGGACAGACUGGUGGGGGUAGUGUGAAAGCCAGAAGGGGGAAGGGGAAGAAGGAAGGAGGAUGGUGGGCCGGUUGGUGGCAGUAG